CCGAAUAACCUUUUUGCAUCCGCCCUCCACAGGACCCGCGCCUUCCUAUCCCAAAGACCGCACUACACGCCCACGUGCGGCGCCGACCUGUAUCGAAUUCUCAUGGCCAGCCCGAGGAAAGCAAAGAAGGCGAUGAAGCUCGCCAUGCCCACGUACGCCCCCGAAGUUGAGUACUCGCUCAACCUCGGUGCUGAGUCGGACUACUCCCGGGCCGCGACGCCGCAGCCGUCCGACGGCGAGGGCCCCGUAACCCGCCGCAGGAAGGCCGUUGAUCAGAGUCAGAGCCGCGAGCAACGGAUGCGCCUGUCGACCGCGUACGACGAGAAGGGCCAUCUGAAGAUUGCUGAGCGGGGCAGGCGGGAGGCACUCCUUGAUUGCGGCAUCUGCGACGAGACCGCCGUUGAUCCAGUCCGGACCGAGUGCUGUCGCGCGCUCUUUUGUCGCGAGCACAUCGAUGCGUGGAUUUACGGUCCGGCGGCAACUGGUCUCUGCCCUUCAUGCGAGAAGCCAUGUGUCGUCUCACACAACACUUCCUCCUCCUCUCCUUCCCGCACGCCCUCUCUCUCGCCUUCGCGCUCCCGCACCCCUACGCGCCCCGCCACGAAGCUGCGGCCCAAGUACCGCCAGUCGCUCGUUCCCGGGUUUCCGGAGCUGAUGCGUGUGCUCUGUGGCAUUGCGUUGCUUGUGCUGCUCGGUGUCCUUAGUCGGCGGUAUGGGGCGGCGACGACAAGCGAGUAG
Molecule: messenger RNA, 738 nt
Organism: Mycena indigotica
Lineage: Eukaryota; Fungi; Basidiomycota; Agaricomycetes; Agaricales; Mycenaceae
Product: RING-type domain-containing protein
Exons: 4
Coding region: 103-738 (211 amino acids)
Source: RefSeq, a predicted model, not a curated record